ACUCCAGAAGAUGGCAGUAGUGCAGCAGUAAGAAUGCUAGUUGCCGACUAACUUCAUAGUAGAAGAAGAAGACGACGACGACGAAGAAGACGAAGAAGAAGAAGAAGAAGGUUCUCUCAGACAGCUGUAUUCUCGAUGAAAUAAACAUGACGAUGUUGACAGUGACGAUGUUUUUGGUGCAGCUGCACUAAAAGUAAAGCACUGAACACAACGAGGCACGGUGGAUAUUGUGUUUAACUAAAUCUGGGACAAACUGUUUUGAUUACUUGGAUCAGGACAUACACCGUUUUCACGAGUUGACAAGUGGACCGUAAACACUGCAAUGCCUCUGCUGUUUUUGGAGAGGUUUCCUUGGCCCAGCCUGCAGACCUACACAGCACUGAGUGUGGCUUUGCUUGCUGGCAGCAUCUUUAGUGCCUACACCACUGUGACUGAUCCAGGCUUGGGGGGGUUGGAAACUGAUGAAACACCUUCUCCCUCUGAAGGGGAACAUCUUGAACAUCUAAACAAUGAUAUUGGUGACACAGAAUUGUCAGUCCUGGGGUAUCUUGCCACUGACAGUCUCUUUGUAUGGGUCUUGGUCAACACAUUCUGCUGCUCUUUGAUGUUAACUGCUAAAAUGAUACAGUAUGUGGUGUUUGGCCCUCUCAGGGUCAGUGAGAAGCAGCAUCUGAAAGAUAAGUUCUGGAACUUCAUCUUCUACAAGUUCAUUUUCAUCUUUGGCGUAUUGAACGUUCAGACAGUGGAGGAGGUGGUCAUGUGGUGUUUGUGGUUCUCUGCCCUGGUCUUUCUCCACCUCAUGGUACAGCUCUGCAAAGACCGAUUUGAAUAUCUGUCUUUCUCGCCCUCCACUCCCAUGAACAGCCACGUACGAGUGCUUUGUCUGCUGGUCUCCCUGCUGCUGGACUGCUGUGGUCUGGCUGUGGGCUGUGGUCUGCUGGGAGCUUCUUAUGGCAUGCAUACCCUCUCCUUUAUGGCAGCAGAGUGUCUGUUGGUGACUGUACGCACUGGGCAUGUCAUCAUGCGAUAUUCCAUUCAUCUGUGGGAUCUGAACCAUCCAGGGACCUGGGAGAGUAAGGGAACAUAUGUCUAUUACACAGACUUCAUCAUGGAGCUGGCUAUGCUCUUCCUGGACCUCAUGCACCAUAUCCAUAUGCUGCUUUUUGGAAACAUCUGGCUGUCCAUGGCAAGCUUGGUUAUCUUCAUGCAGCUGCGGUAUCUCUUCCAUGAGGUCCAACGCCGUGUCCGCCGACACAAGAACUACCUUCGUGUCAUCAACAACAUGGAGGCCAGAUUUGCAGUUGCUACUGCAGAGGAGCUGGCAGCUAAUGAUGAUGAUUGUGCCAUCUGCUGGGAUACUAUGUUGACAGCACGCAAACUACACUGUGGCCAUCUCUUCCACAACUCUUGUUUGCGCUCAUGGCUGGAGCAGGACACCUCAUGUCCAACAUGUCGGACAUCCCUGAACAUUAAUGGGGACGGGGGCCAGGCGAGAGGACCGCAGCAGGGCGGGGGCUUGGAAGACAACAUCGGCCCAGUAGGAGCUGCCCCAGAUGCUAGACCACAUAUCAACCAACACAAUCACUUCUUCCACUUUGAUGGAUCUCGCAUUGCCAGCUGGCUGCCCAGUUUCUCAGUGGAAGUAAUGCACACCACCAAUAUCUUGGGCAUUGCUCAGGCCAACAACUCCCAGCUCAUGGCCAUGGCCCAUCAGAUCCAGGAGAUGUUCCCUCAGGUGCCCUCCUAUCUGGUGAUGCAGGAUCUGCAGUUGACUCGCUCUGUGGAGGUCACCACUGAUAACAUCCUGGAGGGACGCAUCCAGGUGCCUUUCCCAACGCAGGCCAUAGAGCAUGCCCCGACACAGGUGAGCACUGGGCCAGAUGAGCAGGAAGGGUCCAGUGGAGCAGCUGAACAGGGCCUCAGUGAGGCAGACAGCAUGGAGGUAAGAGGAGGUCGCUUCUCUAAGUCGGCUGAGGAGAGGCAGAAGAUGUUAAAGCAGAGGAAAGAAGAGAUUCUUCAGCAGGCACGCAGGAGAUAUCUGAACAAAAGUCCAGAGGACCAGGAGGAUGAGGAUUUGCCGGGACUGGAGGAGGACACUGUUCCAUAUUUGAACUUGACUGUGCUUAGACGUAGAACCAUGGCAGCAGCUGCAGAGCGACGCAUGCAAAAUCAACAAGACCCUGCACCCUGAUACACAGAUUGGCUUCAUCACAUCAUCAUCCCAGGAGGCACAGACAAAGCUAUUUAAUCCCUCCCCAUUUGGUGUACAGUCAGUGGUCAUCACCUAUCCAAAACAAUAAUUAAAAAGCAUUGCAAAACAUGGCCUUUGGACUGUUUUGGGCUGCCUAAAACGGUGGGACUAUUGUGAAUGGCCUCUGCAUCACUGAUUUCAGAGUAUUUGGAGCAUUAUAUAAAUUAAUGGGUGAAGGGUCAUGAAAUGCAAGGUUGCAUUUCCCUAUAUUUACGUGCCACACAUUGCAGCUACCAGCUUCAGUAGAGAGUCAGUUUCUGCCAUGAUUGGGACUGGCUGUCGAAAAUGAGCAUGCUUUACAUUCAGACAUGUAUGAAAGGGGUCUGAUUUGUCAUUACUAGGUAAAAGCUAUUUGAGUCUUUGUUUUCCUUUUAUCAGACUUUAUUUCCACGUUUUGCUAAUGGCGGAAAGCUACGUAUUCUGAAUGGAGAAACUCAACUGAUGUAUUGCUGUGUUAUUUUAUGGGUUUCAACUGUGAAUUAAGUGUAGGCAAAAUAACAUGUUUUUAUUUCUUACCUUGGAGUAAGAGAAUGUCACUUUAGUAUUGUUCAGCCUAUCUGUCAAAUAUGAAUGUUCCUAUCAAAAAUACUGCUGCAAACAAAGUGUUUUUGACCCACAUGGGUUGUUAUGUAUUUAGCGUGUAAUUUCACCCAUAGCAAACAGUUUUGUUAUUUAACACGGGGGGGGAGUGGGCAUGUAAAUCUUAGUUUUUCUAAUACUGUUCCCUUGAGAUGCAUAGGCAACAAAGGGGAUGUAUUACAUUUUGUACAAUGACAAUGGGUGUCAUCCUCUCAGUCUUUGUUAAAUUACCCUCUAAUAAUAAGCAGUUCUCUCGCUGAAUAAGAAAAUAUUAUUUUCUACUGAAUAUAUAUAUAUAUAUCAAUGGGGUCCUUGGAAUCUGUGCCCAGCAUUAUGGAAUUUUUAGGGUAUGUAGAAAUUGAUAAGUCUGACAGCUGGACUUGCUGGACUCUCUUUUGAAGACAUUUUGUCUUGCUUGCUCUCUUUCAAGAGGCAUUUUCAUGACUUAACAAAUCUAGUUGCCUUUGACUUAAAGUGGACCUGUUAUGCUUUUUCUUAUUUUCAGUCAUAUCUGUAAUGUCACAAUCUCAGAUGGCCAUAUUAAACAUGGCCAAAGCUUCAAAUAAUGCUGAAAAUGUAUGUAAAAGUAAUCCCUGUGAGCAAAAACCUCCGAUUUCAGAUGCGUCUGAACACUCCGCUUCCAACAUAGCCUGAAAGCCAGACCCACAUCCAGCUGUUGGUUCUGGGAACUCACCGUUGGCAGGGCUCAAUCCGAGGGGCGGGAUAAACGAUUGUCUUUCAAAUUCCCUCUGCACGCGAUAGGAUAGCGCUACAACCAACCAGAGCAACAAAGAACGUAGCGGAGCUAGUUGAUAGAUUAAACUUUUGCCGUAUCCAGUAGGCAAUUUUUUAAGAAUGACUUCAGUGCCGUUCUUUGUUCUUUUCUCAAAGAAAAGCAUAACUCCAAGUCUUUCAGAGUCUCGGCCAAAGCCGAUUCAAAAGACCGCUGUUCGCCAGCAGCAGCAGCAGCCAUCUUCUUUGUACCGGAACCGUCGCAACUCUGCCGUCAUUAUGUUAAGCCCGCCCACCAACUCUAGACACGAUGUGAUUGGCCUGACUAGAGUUUGGUUUUUCCAGCUCGCAAGCCAACGGAGAGUGCGUCUAGAUUUCUAGGCUACUUCCGACAGCAAGUUAUUGGUGAUUUUUCCCGCCAGAAAGUGCGGCCAUACUCCUUUUUAAAGUCAUCCCUGCCUGCAACGGAUGGUAUAGAGGCAGUAACCCUAAAAUGCUGACCAAUCACAGCAAACUGGAUUUUUUCGGGAGGGGGUCUUAAAGAGACAAGCGCUCCCACAGAGUGUCUCAGACAGGGGGAGUUCUAGUAGAAAAAGUAUGAACCUGAAAAUGAGCAUAACAGGUCUCCUUUAAUAUUUCUAGAUAUUGUAUGACCUGAAUGACUGAUAAUCUAGUUCUAUUUAGGUCUAUUUGUGCUGCAUUUGUCUACUCACAUUGAAGAGUGCUAUUUCAAAAAUUAUAUUAGCGAGGAACGUAAUCAUCCUUGAUCUGUUCAAAAUUUAGAGUAACGUUCAACAUGGACUGGGCCCUUGAAAUGUUUCAAAGUCUGUAGCUGGCUGAGGCAUCUUAAUGGACACAAAGAUGGAGACUGUAUUAUAAGCGUUUCAUUUCUUGUUAUUACAGUGUAAGGGUAGUUUGGGGUAAGAUUUGCAUGAAUCUAGACAAGUUCUUUUUGUUUCAUUCCACUUUAUCCCAAAGAGCAGCCUGCAAACUUACACUAAAAGCUGAAGUGUUGUGAUCUUUAUUUUAGUGUUUAUUUUAUUGCUCAAACUCUGUUUUCAGGGUGUUGUAAGAAGAUAUAAUAUAGGAUUUAGAUUUGAAUUAGUCAUAAUGUAAAAAAAGAAUUGGACAGUUUUGUUUUCAUUUAGUUAUUUAACAACUCUUAAUAUCCAUGAUAUAUUUUCCUAUGCACGGGAUUUCUUUCAAAACCAUUGCUUAUUUAAUCAAAACUGAAACACUUUUUGGACUGAGCUUUCCUGUAUUUUUGUGCCUAAAUUAAGAAUGGUUCAGUUAUGGAUAAUUUCUGUAAAUCUAGUUUUUGUAAAAUAUGUUAAUACAAAAGACUCAAUAAACAGAGCUUCUACAGCUUUUUAACAAA
Messenger RNA from Perca flavescens (yellow perch), 4940 nucleotides. Its product is annotated as E3 ubiquitin-protein ligase AMFR. The record is from RefSeq and is a predicted model, not a curated record. Gene Ontology annotation, molecular function: ubiquitin binding; ubiquitin protein ligase activity. The transcript has 14 exons. NCBI's taxonomy places the organism in Eukaryota, Metazoa, Chordata, Actinopteri, Perciformes, Percidae. Gene Ontology annotation, biological process: protein K48-linked ubiquitination; ubiquitin-dependent protein catabolic process; endoplasmic reticulum unfolded protein response. Gene Ontology annotation, cellular component: endoplasmic reticulum; ubiquitin ligase complex; cytosol. Bases 323 to 2191 code for a protein of 622 amino acids.